Molecule: messenger RNA, 3529 nt
Organism: Paramecium sonneborni
Lineage: Eukaryota; Ciliophora; Oligohymenophorea; Peniculida; Parameciidae
Source: the annotation of a GenBank genome assembly
AUGAAUUAAAAUUAUAUUGACCAAGCCUUUUAGACUAAGGUUUCAAAUUCAAUUUAUAUUCAUAGCAAUUCUAUAGAGCAUUUGGUAAUUAUUUUGGACCUCAUACUUCAACACCAAGUAUGGCAUCAGAAUAUUUAUCAUCAACAAGAACUUAGACAUCUAACUUGAACAAAUAAAAUAGUUUAAGCAAACGAAUUACAACCCCUUAAAAUGUUAGCAAGCCAAUAAAUUUAAAUUCUUGUAGAGUAAAAACAUAGACUCAACAUAUUUAUAAAUAACAGCCAAUAGUCCAUCAUAUUAAAAGUUUAUCAUCAGACUUAAAGAAUCAAACUUAAUAAAAAAGAUUCAAACAAGAGAAAAUAAUAUUGUAUACUGAACCAGAGUAACAUCCUUUUUUAAUCAUAUAAAAAAAAGCAAAAGAAUUACGAAAAAUUGAAUCUCGAAAAAGUACUUUACCUUCAAUAUAAACGGAAUCUUAACAUAGUGCAAGACUUCCAGAAAUAUCUUAAACAAUUCAAAUUCCAAUAAUACAAAUAACAGAACCUUUAGAGCAACAUUCAUCUAAAGCUUAAGAAAAUGAAUCUGAAAAAGAUUACGAAUCUAUUGAAGAAGAUGAUAAUUUUAUAGGAUAAAAAACAAUGAAGAAACUCUCUGUUAGAUUGAAGUUUAAAAAUGCUGUAUAAACUUAAGUUUCUACACUUUUUAUCAACAAAUAAGUAAAUAUAUAUGUAAUUUAUAUUUCAGCCAAAGUCACUCUUUAAUGUUAUAAUUUCACCUGAAUUCACAUUAAAGCAUGAAGAAGAACGAUAAAAAAUUAGUGAUGCUUUUGAAGCAGGCAAUUUUAUAUUAUAUAAAAUUAAGUAAUUCGAAUAAAAACGUGUAACCUAAAAAAAAAAGUUAUUUAAAUCAAUAUUCAAUAUAAAACAUCCUCAUAAAAUGAAUAAUAUUGUCAGUUCAUAAAUUGCUAAACUUAAUACUACCAAUAAAGCAUUUCAAAGAAAAAUUAAAAUGAUUCUUACUACAACAGAAAAUAGCAAAGAAAUUGAAUAACCAUAAUAAUUUUCAUUAUUAUCUAAAUUUAAGAAAAGCCAAUUUAGUUAAUAAGGAAGUAAUGAACAUUUUCCUUAACCUAUAAACUUAAAUAAAGAUUAAUUUACUAUUACUAUUACUAAUGAUAAAUUAGAGAAUGAAAUUUACCUAUUUAAAAGGCCUAAAUUUUCUAUUUAAAUAGAUUAGGUUAUUGAAGAAGUUCAAAUUUCAUAGACUCUAUCUAAAUAAGCUAAUUCUCCUGGAAGAAGAAUUUUAAAGCAUUCAGGAUCAAUGCAUCAAUCAUAAAAACAUAUUAAUUUAAGGCAUUCAGUCUCAUAAUAAAUAAUUAAAGAAGAAUUUUAGAAUUUUUCCAUUGUAUCCUAUGUUGAAGAAAAUAACAACCUAGAUUUUAAUCAAGAAUUCCCUAAAGUACAAUUAUUAUUGUUUAUUCAAGUCUAAUUUAUAUGUCAGACUUUACUAUUAAAGUAGAUUACAUAAAUUACCAAGAAAAACUACUUUCGUUGGGAUGAAUCUCUAAGAGAUUUAAGAUUAUUUUACUUCUUAGUAACAUUUGAUUAAAUUGACACAUAUGUAUUUACUCAAUAUAACUAGAAAUUUUUAAGCCACUGAGAUACCUGGAUUAGAAUAAAUUGGUCCAACAUUUGAAUAAAAUUUAGAUAUUCCGAAAUUCAUAGUUUAUGAACAUAAAUUAAAUUUAAGCUUUAAUUUUGGUUAAAGUGAAACCUUUUCAUCAAGUGAAUCUGACUAGAGUUAGUCUUUGGAUUUACUUUUAGAAGAACCAAUUCAAAGUUUAAUUUUAAAUAAAUUUAGGCUAGGAUUAUAAUAAGAAGAACAUGAAAGUAAGAUGAUAAAUAUUAUUAAAUCACUUAAAAAUUUAGAUUAAGAAAAAGAUGAGACAAUAUUUAUAGAGGAUGAUUUCAAAAAUAUUAAAUGUAAUUAUUCAUUUUUAUUAAUUAAUAAGCUAUAUCAACUGGAUAAUUGACAUUAAUUAAAAAAGCUAAAAAUCAUUUUUUGCAACCAAUUGAGUUCAGAUGCAUCAUUAAUACACUAGAUUAAAAUACUAAAAAUUAAUUAUUAACUUUCCCAUAAUAAGCCAGACCUAUUAAUGAGAUAUUGGAUUCAAUCUGUUGUGAUAAUGAUGUUUGGGCUUUUAAAUAGCUUGAAAAAUAUAAUAAUAAGGCAAUCUUAAAACAAAGAAUUUUAUAUUAAUUGGAUAUGAGAUAUGAAGCAAUAAUUAUUGGAAGAUAUUAAGAUAAAGAACAGGUUAUUGAUAUUGAACAUUAAGAUUUAAUAGAAACCUUAUAAAAUCUCCCUGAAAUACCAAGAUUAAAGAAAAUGGAAAAUUUAUCAAAAACUAAAAAUUCAAAAUAGCAAUAACAAUAAUAACAUUAAUAAAUUACAAGUUUAUAGUCUACAAAAGCAGAAUAAUAAAUAAGAUAAAUAGAAAGUGUAAAAAAAAACUAAAAUGAUAAAAAAUAACUUAAGAAAAACUAAACAUAGACAAUUGUUUAACCAAAUUUAAAAUCUAAAUAAACUAGUAAUUCCCCCGAUUAAACCAAUUCAAAAUUAACAAUGUAAUAUUCUAAUUAAUAGACUAACUAAUAAACUCAAAAUAAUAAUAUUAUAACUCAAUCAACAACACAAUAUUUAACAAAACCAACUAAUUAAUCUUAACAAUCUGUAAAUGUUUCAGGAACGAAAAUAAUUUAAAAAAGUAAAUCAAAUGCAGAUUUAAGUGAAACAUCAUCAAUAAAAUCUUCGAAUAGUUAAUUAGAAAUUAGAUCAUAAAAAAUUUUAGAUGUAGAAAAUUAAAAGCACUAAUAAAAAAUAUAAUAAUAGCAUGAAAUACAAAAUGAAAAAAAAACAAAGCAUCAUAAGACUAAAUCAGAUCAUAUAAUAAAUAAAAUCUAUGAAUAAAAAGUAUAUAUUAAAACAUAAGCAAUUAUUUAGAUUUAAAGUAUGUAAUAGCAUUCACUAAGAAUGAGAAGCCAUGCAGAGGAAUAAACAAGAAGGUAAAAAUAUGAUCAAAAAUACUAAGUAAAGUUUUCAAUUGAAGAUAAUAAUUUUUAAGAAGUAAAUGAAUAAUCUAAUACAUAAAUAGUUUAUGGAAAACUUCAUGUAAUUACCUGAGAUGUAUAUUGAUUAUAGAUUUUCAAAUAAUGAAACCUUCCUUACUUUAGCAACACAGAGUGGAAAUAAGGAUAUUGUAAAAGAAUUAAUAAAAAGAGGAGCGGAUAUUAACAUAUAAAAUGUAUUUUUUUACUAAAAAAGGAUGAUGGGAACACUCCCUUACAUUUGGCUUUAGCAUAUUCUCAUUAUAAUAUAGCUGACAUGCUUAUGUUUUCCGGAGCAUCUUCUCAUAUUUUAAAUAAGUAAGGUAAGAAUGCGUGGAAUGUAAUAUGAUAAAUUUAUGUAUCUACUAAUAAUUUUGAAUCUAUAUUAAAAUUACCAUAGUAAAUCUUUUCUGUAUUAAUUGUGA